Messenger RNA from Carassius auratus (goldfish), 403 nucleotides. RefSeq names its product tubulin-specific chaperone A-like. The record is from RefSeq and is a predicted model, not a curated record. NCBI's taxonomy places the organism in Eukaryota, Metazoa, Chordata, Actinopteri, Cypriniformes, Cyprinidae. Bases 152 to 388 code for a protein of 78 amino acids. The transcript is spliced from 2 exons. Gene Ontology annotation, molecular function: beta-tubulin binding. Gene Ontology annotation, cellular component: cytosol; microtubule cytoskeleton. Gene Ontology annotation, biological process: tubulin complex assembly; post-chaperonin tubulin folding pathway.
ACGCGCUCGCUCUGCUUCAUCUGCGCCUGCGUACAUUUUCUGUUGUGUUGGUGCGUCUAUGCUAACAGGCUAAUUUCGGCUGCGCGUCUUUUAUUAUAAACAUAUUUAUCCGCUUUAUCUUCCGUUUGCACUGUUUCAAACAACACGAACAAUGGCGGAUCCAAGAAUACGGCAAAUUAAAAUCAAGACUGGGGUGGUUAAACGUUUGGCCAAAGAGGAGGUGUUGUACAUAAAGGAGGCAAAGCAGCAGGAAGAGAAGAUUGAGCGUCUCAAGGCAGAGGCAGGAGAUGAGUAUUUUAAUCAAGAAACAGGUAAGAAGAAUAAACUACCUGAAACAACAGCUCUGUUGAGAAACUUGAGACUCACUCAUAAAAUAAUAGAACCAUAAAAGUACUACGUUUGG